Closterium sp. NIES-65 is the source of this 4416-nucleotide messenger RNA. Lineage: Eukaryota; Viridiplantae; Streptophyta; Zygnematophyceae; Desmidiales; Closteriaceae. The record is from the annotation of a GenBank genome assembly.
AUGGCCACUGCGGGUUCAGGUGCUACUGGCCCGAGUUACACCAGUCCGGGUAUUCCAGGGGGAGGUUUUACUGGUGCAGGUUUAUCUGGGGCGCGCAGGGCUUCCCCGAAUAACUCCAAGCGGGACCUGCUUCCGCCCCCCGCGGGGGGCCAUAGCGGGGGGGCGGGGGCCGGAGGUGGUAGUGGGGGGAAUCCAUUGGGGGGGAACCCGAUGGCGCGGACGCGGUCGAGCCAGGAACCCGUGCGCCUGGUGCCCCAGAUGGGCAGCGCGGAGGAGAGCGCACAGGCGGGCGCUGCGCCUUCCCCCCUCCCCGCUACUGCAGGCGCGCUGGGGGCGGGACCUAGUGGGGCGGGGGGAGGCAGAGGCGGAGCUGUGUUGGCGCCUUCAUUGAGCUUUGCCAAUGGGGUUGGUUCAGGCAUGGGGGCAGUGGCGGCUGGUGGCGCAGGGGUAGGGGCUGGGACAGGAAUGGGAGCAGGGGCACCCGUAGGGGGUGGGGGAUGUACUGGCUCGGGUACUGGUGCUGCUGGUGGUGCAAGUGGGGCGAAGGAAAAGGAGAGCCUUCGCGUGCAGGCACUGAGUAAUGCCAUUCGGCACAACAGCCACGGCGGGGAGAAGGACAGAGACAGCUAUAGAGACAAGGAACCCCUAGGCCGCUCCACCACUCAGUACUCAGAAGAAGGGGGGUCAGCAGCAGCAGUUGCCGGAUCAGCUGUUGCUGCCACUGCUGGGUUCGGUGGGAGUGCGAGAGGCUUGGGAGGCGGUUUUGCUUCGGACACAGCUUCGGAUACGGCUGCAGGGCAGGUGCAUGGUAUGAGGGAUGGCAGCUUCCCCCCUUCUCCUGCUCCGGAUAAGUCGUGGUAUGCUGUGUCGCCAUUGGUGGAUUUUCACCCGGGGUCCAGCCCGCCGCCCCCUUUCAUGCCCGGGCAGAGUCCGCUGAGAGAUAGUGCUUUCAAGCUGCCCUUGCCUGCUGUGGGAGGGAAUGGGGCAGGUAAUUCCGGGCAUGAGGGGUUAGGGGAGAUUAGAACAGAGGAUGGGCAGAUAGGGGGAGGGGGUACGGGGGAUGGAGAAUUGUCUAUGGAUGGUGGAAAGGGAGUUGCAGCUGAGGGUUCAUCUCACGAGGAGGCUCCUUGUUCCAAGAACGCAGAUACGCUAUGCGGGGAGGAUGACGACGACCCUAAUAACGCAGGCUCGGGAUCCUCCCCAAGCAGGCCGUCAGGUCCGGAUGGGCCGGUUGGGAAUCCACGCCGCCGAGCCGAGCGAUCAGGUGCGGGAAACAGGCCUGGAACAGGGUCGUACCUGCCGAUAUACCGACAGAUUGGCGUUCCCCGUAGUUCCUCGCACGACCCCGCAAGUCUGUUCGCGCAGAAGCAGCAUCACGCCGGGUUCACCGUGCAGGAGUGGGAAGAAGCGCUUAAAGACGGCAGCGGCGGGGACAGCAGCGGACCGCCAAGCGGCGGAACGGGCUUCGGGCGGAGCAACAGCGGAGGGGGCGGGGGAGGGGGAGGAAGGGCGGCUGGGAGCGCAGUCCCGCGCGGAGGCGGCGGAGCCUCGGGAAUGCCGAGAGGCGGAGCUGGUGCGUCGCCGUUUUCCAUUCAGGGGAAGGUGGUAUCCGGGGCAGGGCGAUCUAUGAUGAUGCCUCCGCGCAACUCGUCCGUCCCCGCAGCGUUGCCCACGCAUAAAGGCACCGCCACGGGACUGCAAGACUCCGCGCGCGGAGGCGGAAGGCAGCUCCGCGCGUUCGCAUCCGCCGCGCCAGGGCGCAUGGACGGCCCCGCUGCCCUGGGGUCGGAGCUGGGCCGGCGCGACUCGUACAACCUGAUUCUGGACCAGUUUCUGUCAACAGACGGAAACGCUAGCGGCCCAGAUUCGCCUGGUAUGGGAAUGGGUCCGGAGGAGAGGAGAGGACCGGCCGAAAUUGGCGGGGGGGUGGAGUUACGUAGGGUUGUAACGACGGGGAGGCAGCAGAGGGCGGAAAGGGGUGGAGCGGAUGUUUUGGUGGUAGAGUGCGGUGGAGAUGGUGGGAACGCGGACGGGAGUGUGCACGGCGGAGGUAGGAUGCAUGGAGGGAUUCGGCUGCAUGGAAGUAAUAGUUUCCACGGGCAACCGAGUAGCGGUGGUGCUGCUGGUGGGGGUUUCGAUGGCAGCAGCAGCACAACAGCGCCCACUGCCCCUGCUGCUGCUGCCGCUUCUGGUGGUGCUGCGUCAGCAAUAAGCCAGCCCCCCCACCACCCCGUGCACCACCCAGCAUGUAGGCAAUUCCCCCGUUCCUCUAGUGACAGCGGAAGGAAAUCGUCUCCUAGUCGUCGGAGCCCUAGCAGCAGCCCCAGCCGCGGCGUGGGGACCAUUGGCGGAAGCAACCUUGCGCCUCCCCCGCUCGUCUCCCCCCACCAUCUCUUGGACGGGGGCGCCGGGCUGGGUAUGGGUGGGCAUAGCGCUGCGAGCAGCUGGACUGGCGAAGGGAUGGGCGGAGGCGUUGUGGGGGGGUUUGGGGGAGCAGCAGCAGCAGGAGCAGGAAACAGUGUUCCGGUAGGGUUUGAGAAGCCAAGAGGGGUUUCGCCAACGAGAGGAGCUGGGUCUAUUCUUGUAGCGUCGUCUGGGAAGAGGCUAUCAAGGCAGAGCUCUGGAUCUGUGGGGGAUGGUGUGGAUUACAGCAGCAGCUUUGAGAGCUACUCUACUGCUGCUGGCGCUGACGUGGCACGAGAUGGCAUGGACGGGGACUCGGACCACGGGCAGGUUAACGGGCAGCGGAAACUCCGGGGGCAGGCGCUGGGAGGGAGUGGGAACGGGAGGCAGAAACACAGGCGAGCGGUUAGCGAUAACGAGUGUGCUCAACCAGGGGAGGUGGAGUCUGGGGAGGGGGAGGAGGGGGGAAGAGAGGGUGUGGGGGAGGGAUGGGCGGAUGGACAGGUAGAGAGGGGCAUGGGAGGGAGGAGAGGGGGCGGAGAGGGUGGAACAAUGCAUGGGGGUGGUUGGGAAGAGGGGGGUGAAGAUGGCGGGGCAGAUGUUGGGGAGAUUUCAUUUGGGCGGCAGCAAUCAGUGGCGGAGAUAGGGGGGAGUUGCGGAGGCAUGGGGGGAAGGGACGGGGAAAGGGCGGGGGAAGGGGGAGGGGAAGAAGACGGGGGAGGGGAGGAGGAGGAGAGUGACUCAGGCAGUGUGGUGGAGUGGGCUCUGGCAGGCUCGCCACAGAGCAUCUCGGCUGUAGCAGAGGCGGCAGAAGGGGGGAGGGGAGGUGGAGGGGGUGGGGCCGCUUCAGCUGCAGGAGAGGGGGAGGGCGUAUCUGGAGCAGGCGCAUCUGGAACUCAUCCCGUUUGGGGCGGCUUUCCGCGUCUCAACGUGGAGAUUGCGAGCCUGCAGUCGUUCUCAGAUGAGGACAACCCCAGUAACCGGAGUGUGGGAUCGCUGCAGGGCAUGGGCAGUGGGCGGGGUGUGGGCAGCGAACAGGGCAUGGAUAGCGCUCAGAGCAGCUUACUGAACAGCAGCUUGGGAAAAGGAGCGGGCGGAGGGGUUGGAGAGGUGGGCAAGCAGUAUGCGUUGACUGCGGACGACUGGCUUGACUACGACCCCCCUGGAGAUGCGCUGCUGAGGCGGUGCGUGCACCGGGCGUCUGGCACUCAGCUCAUGUGCCGCACGAUUUCCAAGCAGAGCAUUCGGUCGCAGCAGCAGGCGGAGGCCAUCGGGGUGGAGGUGGCAGUGAUGGAGGUGCUGCAGCCGCAUGCUCACAUCGUUGGGCUCAGAGACAAGUUCGAGAGCCUCACGUCCGUGCAUCUCAUACUGGAUCCCAUGGCGCGCCUCUCUCUGCACGACCGCAUGCGCCAGCACGGCCCCAUCCCUCAGCACCACGCAGCACCGCUCUGCCUCGCGCUGCUGCACGCGCUGCACCACUGCCACUCUCAGGGCGUGGCCCACCGUAACCUCACGCCCCAUGCUGUCGUGUUUCCCACUGAUGACAGCCCGCUGGGGGAUGCCCGGCUGAGUGGAUUCGAGUGGGCAGCGUUUGUCACCCCAGGAGUCCCCUUUUCAGACCCAGUGUCCCUGCCCUUGUUCGCGGCACCGGAGGUGCACGCGGGAAGGUACGGCACACAGGCCGACCUCUGGUCCCUCGGGGUCCUGCUCUUCCUCCUCCUCUGCGGGGUCCCGCCCUUCUGGGCGGCCACGGGCGGCGGGAUUCGGCGGGCAGUGCAGCAGCAGCAGGUGGCGUUCCUGUCGCCCCGGUGGAAGGAGGUUUCCGAUGAAAUGAAGCAGCUGCUGCUGAUGCUGCUCGAGAAGAAUCCUUCCGACCGGCUCACAGCCGCCGAGGCUCUAGUGAUCUUUCUCCUUCUGGGCACCAGCAAGGGAGGGGUGGGGAUGGGGGUGGCGGGCAGUGCAGCAGCAGCAGGUGGCGUUCCUGUCGCCCUGGUGGAAGGAUGUAUCAGAUGA